Messenger RNA from Tremella mesenterica DSM 1558, 697 nucleotides. RefSeq lists its product as uncharacterized. Gene Ontology annotation, biological process: proton motive force-driven mitochondrial ATP synthesis. NCBI's taxonomy places the organism in Eukaryota, Fungi, Basidiomycota, Tremellomycetes, Tremellales, Tremellaceae. The record is from RefSeq and is a predicted model, not a curated record. Bases 30 to 656 code for a protein of 208 amino acids. Gene Ontology annotation, molecular function: proton-transporting ATP synthase activity, rotational mechanism. The transcript has 4 exons.
GAGCCAUCAUAACAGUGACAAUAGACAUAAUGGCGUCUGUUAUAAGGAGUGUUAUACGAAGGGGGUAUGCCACGGCUGCAUCUACGGUCAAGGCCCCUAUUCAACUCAAUUCCCUCACCGGUACCUAUGCCACAUCAACUUAUCUCGCUGCUAUUCGCAAGUCCACUCAAGAGUUGGAGAAACUCGCAAAAGAUAUAGAAGCUUUUGAGAAGAAAUUGGCCGGUGAUGCGAAGGUGGCUGCUUUCAUGGAAAACCCCACGUUAUCCGCUUCGGACAGAGCCAAAGUUCUCCCUACCCUCGUUCCCUCUGGCUCAUCUCCGAUCCUUCUCAACCUUCUCGGCGUUUUGUCAGAAAAUGGUCGUCUUACCUCCGCCACAAAAGUAUUCCAAGAUUUCCAAUCUCUCAUGUCGGCUUACCGAGGCGAGCUCGAGGUGGUAGUUACCAGCGCUGAACCUUUGGACUCUAAGACUAUGAGCAGAUUGGAUAAAGCUUUGAAAGAUACUCAAGCUGCAAAAGGGAAAAUCCUCAAGAUUACCAAUAAGGUUCAACCCAGUGUGUUGGGAGGAUUGUUGGUCGAUUUUGGAGAUAAGACCAUUGAUCUUAGUGCGAGUAGUAAAGUGACGCGGUUCAACGCUGCUUUGGCCGAGGGUGUUUGAGGGGUAUAGAGAAUAGGAAAAAUGCACAUCAUGCCGCUGAC